This is a messenger RNA of Leptidea sinapis, 4162 nucleotides long. RefSeq lists its product as uncharacterized. Lineage: Eukaryota; Metazoa; Arthropoda; Insecta; Lepidoptera; Pieridae. Bases 162 to 638 code for a protein of 158 amino acids. The record is from RefSeq and is a predicted model, not a curated record. The transcript is spliced from 4 exons.
CAUUUUAAAUGUUGUACUUAGCUGAAAAUUCGUUAUUGAUUUUUAUUAAGAUUUAAUAAGAAUUAUGAAUUAAACUGUGUUCGAUUACCAAAACAGUGUUAGUUUAGAUCCUACCUGAUUAGACCUUAUUACUUAAAAAGAAAUUCGUCAAAUUCUAAACAAUGAAGGAUCCUUUUGUUAACGAAUCUUUUAUCGAUUCGCCAGCAAAAGACAGUCUGAGUAAUAUUGAUGGCUGUUAUAGAAAAAACUUCUUCAAUAACAAAUCUUUCAUGAAUUCACGCCGUGCCUUACAAACUGGUGCCGAAAAAAUAUCGAAAACAUUCAAGAGUGUAAGAAACACUUUCGACAAUUUAACACAGCAUUUCAGAGUUGGUGGUCGACGAAGGCACCGGCUUACUGAAACUACUUCUCCAUGUCGAACGCCUGCAACACCAGUUAAAAAAAUUAGACAGAUUGUAGGAAGAAGUCCAACCAAGUUGUACAGCCCCUUCGGCAUUGAGACACCCAGGAACAGAGACUUCAGAAUCUCGCCGUACAUGCCAAACACUCCUGAACAUGAUAUAUCACCAAAAAGGCGAAAGGGCCCUCGAUCGUGGCACCUCUUGGCCAAAAAGAGGCCUCGCGCUCUUUUUCAAUGAAUAAUCUUUUAUUGAAGUAUUUCAUUGCACAAAAAUAUGCCCCACCGCUUACUGUAAGCUUUGUAUUUAUUCAUAUUUAUACCAGUUGGUGCUAAUGUGACUAAGAUGGAUGUUGUAAAAAGUUAACUGUUAAAAUGUUUAUGCGACAUUAACAUUUGUAUUUUCAAAAUAACUAGCUUAAAUUACAGUAAAGUGAUUUUUUUUAAAUGGCUUAACUCACGGUUUGUCGGAUACUAAUUUCGGACCAUUCGGAGGUCCUUCAUUCACUCACCCUGAGUGCAGUGAGUUCGUAUUAAUAGUAGGUAAAUGUCCCGUCUAAAACUGCGGAUUUGCGCACGGAAGCACUGAAACUAUUGUGUCACUAUGGGUGUUCACGGGUUCACAAAAUGUAUUAACUAUUAACAAUGUCCUCUACGUAAUCAUCAGCACUAUGGGUCUUGUUCCGAGAUGCUAUUAACAGCACGGGAUUCCUCGUAAAAUAAAACCGUUUUAAUCAAAUAAAGUUUAUAAUGUCUCACAAAAGUUUUAGUAAAGUGAUUGCCUAAACCUGCGGUUAAACUUAUUCAAGAUAUUGCAAAAUUUCCCGUUAGUGCUAUUGUUGAAAAGCAUUUUGGUAUUUCUUAUAUUAUCUUUGUCCUUUACUAGAAAAGGCAAUGAUUUGUAAUCCGAAAUAUGGCCAAUUAAUUUUUUCGGUUUGCCAAAAAAAUAUUACUGUAAGAGUUAAUUUUUUUACAACAUAUAUUGAGAGAAUGGCUUGUGGUUGCUUGUUAUUAUACUAAGUACUGUAUUCGUAUUGUGUCUGUAUUAUCAAUAAUAUUUUUGAGAUAUUUGCUGUAUUUUUGACAGUACUGUGUCUGUACCUGUUAAAACUAAGUUCUGACCUCAUCAACACCUUUCACGAUUGCUCUCCAAGAACCGUUUUCUUAGGUCCAUAUCUAUUUAAGAAAGAGUCCCAAUACCCAUGGUCAACUGUAUUGUCUCUUUUGAGUACAUUAACGAAGACAAUGUUAUAUUAUGUAUACUUGAGUAUGGAUUUAAGUGCUGAGACAUCUUCCGGAAUAUAGACUUAAAAGUAGUCUGUAGGCAUCAUAUAACGGAGGUUAUUUACGUUGCUUUUGUUGCUGAGAUUUGUUCACGUAGCUCAAUUAACUAUGGUAAGGUAAAUUAAUAAUUAUUUGCUGUAUUGAGCAAUAAAUGAGCUAAUAAUUAUAUUCAUGUUAUUUAGAGGCUAAUUUGCUCUAAAUGUAUCGUCAAUAAUCUGUAGAAAGUGAAUAUAUUUAUAUUAUUAUUAUUAUGUGCAUUUAUAGGUACUUUUUACUUCAGUAUAAAUAACUUGCAGUCAUUAUAUUAGGUAUGUAAUGUAAUUUGCAUUACUUACUGCAUUUUUAAUACUUUCAGUAUUCAGUGUUCAAAUCAGUAUUAGAAAAAAAUCUGCUGAUCUUAGUUGCGUGUUGAUGUUGGCGGAAAACUGAUCCAAAAGUGUAUGAUUUAUAUUUAAUUUUCUAUAGUUAUGUCCUAAGGAAAUGUUAAAAGAAUUUCUUAAGUAAUAAGCAAACAUUUUUUGCUAAUUUAUACUGUAGGUAUAAAGUAUAUAAAACUAAAAAUGAAAUAAUUUUUUUUGAUAUAAUAAUCGACGUACAGAUCAAUAUUGAAGGUCCAACUUACAUUAAGUAGGUAUUUGAUAUAACAGUGACUUGUCCAAUAAUUGAAUGGAUGGUAUAGUUGUUGAAAAUCACGAUUGCGCGGGACUACUUCGCUGUAUUGAAGUAAUAAUACUCAUUUUAUUAGCAGAAAAUACUUUUAGUCAAUAAAAAAAGUUUCUUAACAAUAUUAAAUAAAAUACAAUUAUGAAUAAAUAAUCAUUCUAUUAUCAUUUAUACAAUAGUAACUUUCCUCACACUUCAGUGUCGAAUCUUUUCAAAAUCGAAAUAUAAGAAGAGCGUUUUGGACAUUUUAUGGCGUGGGAAAACACCCAACAGAUGUUGUCAAUAUCGUUUUGUGGCUUAAAAAGGCAGCUUAAUUAUUUUUUAAUACAUGUCAUGUUUUGCUUACAUUGCUAGCAGCAAAACCCAGAUAUUUUCGAUGCAGUUUAACCAGGAUUGAAUAUGGGUUUUCCUACUUUAUAAUCAUGAUUAUUGGCCACAAUGAAUAAUCAGCGGUAACGUUGUGAAAACGAUUUAUGCUAUAUAACGCCCACUCCUACUUCAUGCAAAGGUUGCACUCUCGUGAACUUUAACAACUAUACCUAGAUUCUUAUCCUAAAUGUAGUUCUCGCUACUGCCUUACUAUUAAUAUUUGUAAAAGUAUUAACUAUUAACCAUAUCUGUAUUAAAUGCGCCAAAAUGUGUAACGUUAUGUAUUCCAAAUGUAGAAUAAGUUUUUAUUACGCUUUAUCGACAAUAUUGUAAGUCGGCAGUUUUAGGUUAGGAUUUUUAUAAUGUUUGUGACGUUCGCUCAAAAUCGGUGUUGCCAGCUACUGGUUACAUAUUUAAAUGUUAGGUAAAUGUAAGACUGAUUUUCAUCAGAAGUAUUAGACAGAGGCUUGCUUAAUUUUUUUAAACAUUUUUAUUUUGCAUUAUAAUCUAAAAAAGGAAUGUCUUUUCUACGGGUUCGUAAUGAAUAAUUUUAAAAUGUGUGUAUAACGAAUGAUAAAAAUAAAGGGAGUUGUAUGUAUCUAUAACAUUUUUGGCUAAAAUAAAAUAGCAGUAGUAGGUACUUACCAACUUAGCUGUAGAGAGAUACCUAUGAAUCAAAAUUUCUGGAAAUAAAUUCAUUCGACUUAACAGUUAAAUCUCAUUUGGGAUGGGGAGCAAAAUCACGAAGCAAGGAAACUACAAGAUUCUAAUUUCAAAUGUAAAAUAAAAAAGUAUUAACUACUUUCAUAAUAUAUCAUUUAUAUAUUAAAUAUAUUGAAGAAAAUCAACAAUCAUCUGGUAAUAAAAGGAUUUGUCUGCUUUAUGAUUUUUAGAGCAUACCUAGGUAUAUAUGGAACAGAUUGUUCAGAAGAAAAUGGCAUGCUUUUAAUUAUAUAUGAAUAUAUUUAUUCUUUGUACUGGUGCAAAAUAAGUUUACAUAUACAUGACGAAUCUUUUUAUAACACGACUACGACUAACGGCCAUUCCCAAUACACUAUCUACAGAUAGAGAUAAAUUACUACUUUCACUAAUUAGCUGUCAUUCUUAUCGCCUUAUAUUGGGACGCGUGAAUUGCAAUUUCCAUACAAACUGCUAUCGGUGGUAAGCUAUACGUCGUCCCAUUGACAGACAGCGUGUAACGAUAAGGUGAGUUACCGUCGAUAAGUUUAUUGGGACAGAAAAGUCAACGAUAGUUUCGAUUUUUGUUUCAAGUCGAUAGACUGAAUAUUGGGAACGGCCGUUACUAACAAUAAUUUUUAAUAAGUUAUAAUUUAUAACAGGUACCUAGUAUGUAGGUAUGGUUUUUAUCGGACGAAUAAUCAGUCUGAGAUUAUAUUCCUUAUUUUAUUUAUCAAAUAUUUAAUGCUCUCAAUAAACGAAUAAAAUAAA